UUCGUUCGUCUCCCUCGCUACAUCUUCCUCGCCGACUCAGCUUUCUGCCGACUGCUUUCUCGCCGUCUCUCUCGCCGACUUUCUCACCUUCUCACCGACUUUCUCCCCGACUCUUCUUCUUGUAUCUCGACGGCGUCGUGUAUCUGACCAACCCUGCUGCUCGUAUCUCGCCGACUCUGCUGCUGCUCUCUCAAAAGUGCACCUAUCAUCACAAGAUCAAAUGAGAGAUCACAAGAUCAAAUGUGAUAUUGCAUGUAAAACUAAAAUGAUAAUGAAGGAUGAGUCUAUUACCAAACAUACCGGGGGUUCAAUUUUUUUUGGAGCACACCGCGAGAGGAUGAAAAAAAAAUUAGGACGAGAAGUGGAUCAAUUUGAAGUUUUUGAACGAAUGCAUAAAAGGAAGCAAGAUACUGGAGAGUUUAUGGAUAACAAAUCGGCCCGAGUUAAUGAACAAUAUAGACAACGACAAAAUGUUGAUGAUCACUCUACUAAUCUUUCAUUCAAUCUCCAAUCAUGGUGUGAUGUGGUGGGUGGCCAAUAUAAGGGAAGAGUGUAUGGAUUUGGACGCAAUCAACACUUUAGAAGAUCAUACAAUGGAAGCUCCAACGAAAUAAACUCCAAUGAAAAAAAACAAAGAACUUUCACAAGAAAUUGAAGACAUGCGUGCUACUAGCAAGAGAAUGGAGAAAGAAAUUAUUGAAAGCAAAAACAAAUUGGAACUCAUUAUCACAGAAAAUCGGCAAAGGGAAGAAAAACUUAUCAAGGAAGGUAGACAAAGGGAAUAAAAACUUAUGGAGGAAGGUAGACAAAGAGAAGAAAAUCUCAAGGGGAUGGUUUGGAAGAUGAUUCAAGAGGUUGGAUAUACCAAUCAUUUAUAUCCAGGAGGAUCUGGUCCCCGUGAGCGUCUUAAUAAACGAAAUAAAGAUUAGAUUUAGUUAGAUAAUAUGAAUAUUUGGAUGAUGUGAUAUUUUUGGAUUAAAAGUUAAUUGCUUCAAAUA
Zingiber officinale is the source of this 998-nucleotide messenger RNA. RefSeq lists its product as uncharacterized. Bases 221 to 655 code for a protein of 144 amino acids. The transcript has 4 exons. The record is from RefSeq and is a predicted model, not a curated record. Lineage: Eukaryota; Viridiplantae; Streptophyta; Magnoliopsida; Zingiberales; Zingiberaceae.